This is a messenger RNA of Cyclopterus lumpus (lumpfish), 4050 nucleotides long. RefSeq names its product cyclin T2a (gene ccnt2a). NCBI's taxonomy places the organism in Eukaryota, Metazoa, Chordata, Actinopteri, Perciformes, Cyclopteridae. Bases 43 to 2148 code for a protein of 701 amino acids. The transcript is spliced from 9 exons. The record is from RefSeq and is a predicted model, not a curated record. Gene Ontology annotation, molecular function: cyclin-dependent protein serine/threonine kinase activator activity. Gene Ontology annotation, biological process: regulation of transcription by RNA polymerase II; positive regulation of DNA-templated transcription, elongation. Gene Ontology annotation, cellular component: cyclin/CDK positive transcription elongation factor complex; nucleus.
CGACGUCACAUCCGUUUUCUCGAUGCUGAAUGUUGGAGUGCAAUGGCGGCGUGCCGGGGAUCCUCGUCGAAAUGGUUUUUCACCCGGGAGCAACUCGAAACCACGCCGUCCCGCCGUUGUGGAGUAGAACCGGACCGGGAGCUCUCUUACCGACAACAAGCGGCAAACCUGAUCCAAGAUAUGGGUCAGAGACUCAACGUCUCUCAAUUAACAAUAAAUACAGCCAUUGUUUACAUGCAUAGAUUUUAUAUGCACCACUCUUUCACCAAAUUCCAUAGGAAUAUAAUAUCUCCAACCACCUUGUUCUUGGCCGCGAAAGUGGAAGAGCAACCUCGGAAACUCGAACAUGUGAUCAAAGUGGCACACGCUUGCCUAAAUCCCCAAGAACCACCUCUAGACACGAAGAGUAAUGCAUACCUCCAGCAAGCUCAAGAGCUGGUGAUACUUGAAUCCAUAGUGCUGCAGACCCUGGGCUUUGAAAUUACUAUUGAUCACCCACACACUGAUGUGGUGAAAUGUUCCCAGCUAGUGCGAGCAAGCAAGGAUCUGGCACAGACUUCCUAUUUCAUGGCUACCAACAGUCUACACCUCACCACCUUCUGCCUCCAGUAUAAGCCCACAGUGAUCUCCUGUGUGUGCAUCCACCUGGCGUGCAAGUGGUCCAACUGGGAGAUCCCAGUUUCCACCGAUGGGAAACACUGGUGGGAGUAUGUGGACAACUCUGUUACCCUCGAGCUGCUGGAUGAGUUGACCCACGAGUUCCUGCAGAUUCUGGAGAAGACGCCCAGCCGGUUAAAGAGGAUACGCAACUGGAGGGCAACACAAGCUGCCAAAAAGCCCAAGGGCGACAGCUCCCAGUUGAACGACAACCCGUUUCCUGGGCCUUCCAUGCUCCACGAUCAUGGUGAUUUGCCGCUUUCCGCCAAUUCAAGUUUCUCCAAAGCGAGCGGUGCUUUCGGCGUGGCCAUGCCUGGCCAGUCCGGAGCCGCGUCCCUGGACGCCUUGGCUGGGACGUACAACCCAGCUAGCCACAGCGAGUGGCCCCUGGUCAACCAGAGCCAAGCAGGUUACCCUUCCGCCUGUAUAAAACAGGAACCCCUCAGCAUCCCUCUCCAAGAGCCGGCAUACAGGACUGAGAAAACGCUAGACUUCAUCCCUGUUAAACAGGAACAAAAAGGCGCUGGUGUGAGCGGAGCAGGCAAGAAUCAGCCGCCACCUCAGUCUGCCUACCCUCCGCCCGCUCAGCCCCCUCCGCCGCAACCGUCUCCGGCUCCAAAGCUGUCCCUGGACAAAUACCGAGAGAAACAUGCCGCGGAGCUGGCGGUUUCUGGGCAGAAACGCAGUCAGGAACAGCACGGAGGAAUAAUGGAUUUCGAUGUGAGGGGGGAUAUGUUAUCUUCCUCCUCUUCUACCUAUGCAUCAUCCUCUUCUGCGAGCCAAGUAGACAAUAGAAAGCAUUCAAACCCCCACCAAGCAUCCCAUGGCGGUGGCGGGAUCCCCACCGCCUCCCCAAUGAAAAUCAAGGUGCCCUCCUCCUCGACUUCAGGGCAAGAUAGACGCCAUCACAGUGACAAACGGGACAAAGGCUCGCUUAAGCUCCGCCUGGCCGUCCCUGGGUCUGGUGGCAGCUCCCAACUGGAUAGAAGUGGACAACCAAUCAAAGAUGAGCUUAAGAUGAAGAUAAAAGUCUCAUCGUCCGAGCGCCACAGCUCAUCAGAUGAAGGCGUGGCCAACAACAUCAAGAGUAAACAUUCCAGCCCUCUGGUGAGCAAGGAGAAGCAACACCGCGGAGCUGAUCACAGCCUCCAUCGCCACCACAAGCACAGUCACCCACAUCCACACACGCACAGCGGGAACGGCGGGGCAGGCCCGCUACGGGGUCCUCCGGGACUGGCCAGCAUGGAAGGGACUGGGCUCCCUCCGCCCGGAUCCACCACUCUGUUGUCAUCGCGCAAAAGGGCGUACCCAGAGGUCGGCCACAACCACCACCCUUCCUCUUCAUUCUCCACUUCAUGCUCCAAAGUGAACAAAAUCUCCAAGGGUGGCACUGGUGCUGCAGGUACUACAUCUUUUUCUCUCCCCCUUUCCCCUCCUGGCUCCUCUCCUGUACUGCAGUGUGUCUCGUCUGGCUUGCAGCUCUAUGGCUAACCUCCCUCCCCCUUCCUUCCCUCUCUCUCUCCUCCUCCUUAUUCGUGUUUCUCCUCCUCCCCUCCUGUCAUACCCAGGUGGGCUGCGGACCUCUCAGCAGUACCCUCCUUCUAGCGCAUCGCCACAUGAAGUGGGAGAGCAGAGACACUGAGUCCACCGCUCUGCAGCCAUGGCCAGCCCAUGGAAAUGGAAACAAACUACCCACACAGCUCAGACUAUGCUCACCUCCCUGUUAAGUGCCCUAAGGAAAUAACUAUGAUAAACCCUUUACUGAAAGGCAGAAAAAACACUUAUCUUAAAAAAAAAAAAAGAAAAAAAAAAGAAGAUAAGUAUUGUUGGGACAUCUCACUUUCUGAGAGACGAGAAAGAAAAAAAAUUAUGCUUCCAGACUGUCAGAUCUCUGGGCUGUGACGCUCAGUCCUGUCUUUCUGUUAGUGUUGAAUCGCUGCUUGGUUCUCCUUCCUCCUCAGUUGAGUCUAGGACUGCAAAAGUGGGUGUUUCACCGCUUGGGCGUGGGAAAGUCUUCCCUGCAUUUCAGAUCUCCACAUGGAGGGAAAAAAAGUAUUACAAGUACUAUAAGAGGCAUGGAAGGUGCACUUUUUUUAUUUUCAUCUAUUUUUUUUUUAACAAUUAAUUUAAUUGAAUCACAUUUCUACGGUUGUAUGGAGGAAACCAGUGGCCAGCUGGAGAUGGGUUCAAGUUAUGUUUGCUGGCAUUCCAUUUAGUAAUGUUGAUGGAUUCAAAUUAUUAUUAUUUUUUUUUUAGGUGUAAAGUUUCAUCUCCUCAAUUUCUUUCUCGUUGUGAUUUCUUUUUAUACUUCAGUACUGUGCGUAUGAUUUGCAUGUUUCAAUCAUCAAAGGGAUUUAAAAGGAGAAUGCGUACUUGCUGUUUACAGAAAGUGGAGAUAAAUGUACAUACGUUUUUGUAUGUUUAAAGAAGAGAAAAAAGCUAUACCAUGACUACUCAGGUUUGGAGCUGCUUGUAAGUAUAACAAGAUAACUAUAAUACCUAUGAAAUACUUUUAUUUUGUUGAUCAACGGACUGGGCAUCAUGGGGUGAUUGAUUGCAGCAUUCCAGUGGUGUGUGUGUGUGUGUGUGUGCUUCUACCAACCUUCCUACAGGGGGUGGUCUGUGCUUUUCCAUCACAGUGAACAUCAGUUGAUGCCCUCAGUAACACAGGCACAUCUAACACCUACUUAUCACAUCAGAGCAAUGCAAUUUGUACCAAAAAAACAUAUUUUUUUUUGGGACCUAUAAGUAAACCUUAAGCUGGAUGCCAAAGGUUGUGCCUCAAAAAGAAAAAGAAAAAACAACUGACAAAAACAACAGUAGUGUGCUAUUAAAGUUUACAUAACCCUUUUUACUUUGAAGUGCAUCAUACAUAAUUUUAUGACAUGAAGCUGUAGCCCUUAGAUGUCAGCAGGGGAUUCAUGUAAGUAUUGUUCAAUCAGCCAUUGACGUAGUACUAUAUAGGAAGAAAACACCCAUGUUGGCUCUGUUCCUUCCCAGCAACAGUUGUUGAAAUAGUGACCAAUUGGCAAUAUGCAAAGUGACCUGCUGAAUAUCAUUUGGAAACCUCAAGUAUCUGCAGUGUGGACGUCCCUUAUAGGUUUUGUCACCGAUUUUCCUCAUUUACAUUUACAGCCAUGUACAUAUCUGGACACGUCUCAUAAGAGUUUCAGACUUUAAACUCCAUAUUGUUCCCAAAUGUUGACCUGGCCGCCCCUCUGUUCUUCACCGGGUUAUUCAAAAGCCGUUUGUACCCAUUAGGGAUUAACAGUUGGGCACACGAAGCAGAUGUGGACAAAUAAGCAUAACCCGCUCUUUAUAUCCUUUUUUUUUUCCUUUCCAUUUUAAUAUUACCAAUAAACUUCAAAGUCGCCACUACCCUGACACGGUAUA